CGCGAUCGCGCAGCUUCUUCUGCGCAUGCGCAGCAUCGGAAGGAGAACUGUCGAGGUCGAACUGGAGGAUUUCUACAAUCCCUGACCAAAACAAGACAAACAUGCCUGCAGACUAUGAUAAAGAUGCCUACCCGGAGCCUCCUCGGAAGACCCCCGUGGUGGAUAAACAAACGGCGUUGCCAAACCCGGCCCUGAUCUUCACUAAACUCUUCUACUACACCGUGGAUGUGCCUGUCACCACAUUCAGAGAUGUCAUCGAUAGCGUUCGGUCCAAAAACAAGAUUGUGUACUACCACCAGAAGUUCCGCCGUGUCCCUGACCUGACUGAGUGCGAGGAGGGAGAUUUCACCUGCUACUACGAGGCGGAGAUGCAAUGGAGGAGAGACUUUAAAGUUGAUCAGGAGAUCGUGAAGGUGGUUCAGGAACGUCUGAAAGCCUGUGAGCAGAGAGAGGGAAACAGCAGCUUGCAAAACUGUGCCAAAGAAAUACAGCAGUUUAACGAGGUGACCAAGAACUACCAGUUGCGCUAUGGAGACUUGGGAGCGUACGCCAGUGCAAGAAAGUGUUUGAUGAAGCAGAAAGAGCGCAUGAUGGCAGCUCAGGCCCAGAGCGCUUAAGAUCACUUCUCUGAUGUCCUAUGUAAUAAUUGUAAAAUAAAGUUUGUGA
Molecule: messenger RNA, 666 nt
Organism: Salarias fasciatus (jewelled blenny)
Lineage: Eukaryota; Metazoa; Chordata; Actinopteri; Blenniiformes; Blenniidae
Gene: ndufb10
Product: NADH:ubiquinone oxidoreductase subunit B10
Exons: 4
Coding region: 102-617 (171 amino acids)
Cellular component (GO): respiratory chain complex I
Source: RefSeq, a predicted model, not a curated record